UUCUCCAGGGGAAAAGUGUUGGGAGAUCUACAAAGUGGAUUUUUUUUUCUCCUCUUCUUUUUUUUUUUUUUUUCUUCCCCCCUUCCCCCUGUUUUUUACCGCUCCUCUGCAGACUUUGCAACAAAACACUCCAACUUUGCAGAAAACUUUUCUUUUUUCUUUUUUUAAUUUUUUGCCUUUUUUUCGCUUUUUUUUUUUCGCUUUUUUUUUUUUUUUUUUUUUUUUUUUUUUUUUGCCUUUGCAAAUCUUGGAAGAGGAAAGCGGGAGGGUUGAACAGAGCCGAUCGAAAUACUACUUUGCUUCAUACCGAGCCUCCCAGCAGCUCGCUGCGUCGGGAGAGACUUUUUCUCCUGCUGCAGAAGAAAAGAGAGGGAAAGGGAGCUUUGCAUCCCCUCUUCCUUCUGCGUUUUUUCCCCCUACUCUCUUGACUGCUUUGAUGCAUUAAUAGCAGGACACUGGUUUUCAAGGAACUUUGCUCCCUUCCCAACCUGCCUCCUCCCAGCCCUUUGGGAAGAGUGUGUGUGUGCGUGUGUGUGUGAAAUUGCCGUCCCACCUCCCCAAACCUCCCUGCUUCCCCACGCCUCCCCCUGCAACCUGUAGGCUGUGCAACCCCUGCAGGCUUUUCUCCCUUUCCCCUCUCCUUCCCUCCCCCUCUCUUUUUGCGCUCCCGCGGAUCGCGGUGCGAAUUCCCCCUUUCGAGGCGAGAAAAAGCUGAAAGAAGGAGGGGGAAAAAAAGAAGAAAAAAAAAAAAAAAAAAAAAAAAAGACAAAAAGCAAAUCUAGACGCACCCCUCCUCCCAACGCCAAAAGAAAAGCAGGAGGGUCUCGUACCCCGAGAAUAAACCCCAGAGCGGGGCGCCUGCAAGCAGGGGCUGCGCUUUUCGCCCCUCUUUCCUUCUUGAAUUUUUGAAUUUUUUUCUUUCUUUUUUUUUUUUUUUUUUUUGGCCCCCGAAGGGGCAAGCGGAAAGGAAGCACCGCCCGCCCCCCCCCCCUCCCCUUUCCUCCCCCACCUUCCCCCCCCCCCCCCCCCCCCCUCGCCGGCGGCAGCCCCCCCGCGCCCCGUCCCGCCGCAUCCCCCCGCCGCCGCGAUGCUGCUGCGGCUCCUGGUGCUGCUGGGCGCCUGCCCGGGGCUAUCGCGGUGCCUGGGCUCCUUCGUGCAGUGCGAGCCCUGCGACGGCAAGGCGCUGUCGCUCUGCCCGCCGCCGCCGCUGGGCUGCGAGCUGGUGAAGGAGCCGGGCUGCGGCUGCUGCCUCACCUGCGCCCUGCCCGCCGGCCAGCCCUGCGGCGUCUACACCGAGCGCUGCGCCCGCGGGCUGCGCUGCCUGCCGCGCCAGGGCGAGGAGAAGCCGCUGCACGCCCUGCUCCACGGCACCGCCGUCUGCCUCAGCGAGAAGAGCUACCGCGAGCAAGCCAAGGCCGAACGAGAGUCCCGAGAGCAUGAGGAGCCGACCACAUCAGAGAUGACAGAGGAGACCUACCCACCCAAAGCCUACCGGCCCAAGCACGGGCGCCUUUCCGAGCUCAAGGCUGAGGCCCUGAAGAAGGACCGCCGGAAGAAGCUGACCCUGGCCAAGUUUGUGGGCAUGGCAGAGAACACUGCGCACCCCCGCGUCGUCAUCCCUGAGCUCCGGCAAGAAUUUGAGCUGGGCCCCUGCCGCAGGCACAUGGAGGCAUCCCUGCAGGAGCUCAAGAGCAGCCAGCGGAUGGUCCCCCGUGCCGUCCACCUCCCCAACUGCGACCGAAAAGGCUUCUACAAGAGGAAGCAGUGCAAGCCCUCCCGAGGCCGGAAGCGUGGGCUGUGUUGGUGUGUGGACAAAUACGGCAUGAAGCUGCCAGGGACUGACUACCUGAGCGGAGACCUGCAGUGCCACGCGUUUGACAGCAGCAACGUGGAGUGAAGUUGCAUCCCCUCCCUCCGCCCCAUCACUACCUACCCAGGCUCCCUUCCACCCUCCCCUCUGCACCUCCCUGUGCCCCGGGACUCCGAUUCCUUUCAUCUCAUGUAAGAAGAAAAAAAGAAAGGAAAAGAAAAAAGAGAAAGGAAAGAAAAGGAAAAAAAAGAGAAAGAAAGAUGUAAAGAAAGGAAAAGCAAAAAA
Tyto alba (common barn owl) is the source of this 2095-nucleotide messenger RNA. RefSeq names its product insulin like growth factor binding protein 5 (gene IGFBP5). Bases 1088 to 1897 code for a protein of 269 amino acids. Gene Ontology annotation, molecular function: fibronectin binding; insulin-like growth factor I binding; insulin-like growth factor II binding. The transcript has 4 exons. The record is from RefSeq and is a predicted model, not a curated record. Gene Ontology annotation, biological process: regulation of insulin-like growth factor receptor signaling pathway. Lineage: Eukaryota; Metazoa; Chordata; Aves; Strigiformes; Tytonidae. Gene Ontology annotation, cellular component: extracellular region.